Fusarium redolens is the source of this 1035-nucleotide messenger RNA. RefSeq lists its product as uncharacterized. The transcript has a single exon. Bases 182 to 958 code for a protein of 258 amino acids. NCBI's taxonomy places the organism in Eukaryota, Fungi, Ascomycota, Sordariomycetes, Hypocreales, Nectriaceae. The record is from RefSeq and is a predicted model, not a curated record.
UCAACAUGAUGUUAGUCAGCGAUAUAACUUGCGAAGCAAUAUACAGCUUAUCAAGCCUAAGAGAAGUGCUCGAAUUUCGGGUGUGACUGGGACUUGUAGGAGAAAGGCCGCUGCCAAUGUAUUCACCGACCUCGACAUCUCCGAUGCCGAAUCCACCUUGAGACUGGGAAACCAAUGUCUCAUGAAAAGUACCAGGACCAAGAAAGCCCCCAAAAUGAAGCAAAGAUGCGGAUUACUCGACUUGCCAGUGGAAAUCCGGCUCAAAAUAUAUGACCUGCUCCUCGUCAGUCGAUUUAACCGAUGUGACCACCCAUACUGGGCAGUUGGAGACAGUUAUCAGAAGUUGAUCAUGCUGGAUGUACUUCAAAAUCGACGGCACCGAACAAUGGAGCCAGCUAUACUGCAAACAUGCAAACAAAUCUACCACGAAGCAGUCCCAAUUCUUUACUCGCGGAACGUCUUUCGCAUCAGCGGUGCGAGUUGUAUGUCUCAACUUAUGGAUCAGAUCGGGCAGACAAACACAAGGAUGAUUCAACAUAUUGAUAUCUACAUACCUCCUAAUUGUAACAAGUCUUCGUGGAUGCACCUGUUCCAAGUCCUGCCCGAAACGACCCUGUGUCUGAAGAGCGUAGUCGUUAGGUGGUGGGGGAUCUAUAACAACCUUUGGGAAGAAAGCUUGGGAAAGGAUAUACCUUUUGCUCAGGCCCUCGCUAGACUUUCGAAACUCGGCAUAGAGAAGCUGAGACUAGAGGGAUCCUACGCUAAACCCUGGCCUGCGUACUUUCGAGAUAAGUUUGGGGCGCAAAUGGUUGACGUGGAGGAUGGUUGUCCGCGUCCGCUCAGAGGAGACAACGACGAUGACGAUACACGCAAGUGGAGGGCGGAUACUUUGGAGAAAUUCAGAAAAUACCAGGAAGGAACAGAGUCGCUGAAUCCAUGGGAGGGAGAUCGCCAUUGAAGCAUUUUGCCUUGGCAAGCAUGAGCUUGUCCUUCCUUUCCAGAUACAUGAAUAUAUUGUCACCAUGCGCAUCAACU